This is a messenger RNA of Dioscorea cayenensis subsp. rotundata (Guinea yam), 912 nucleotides long. Its product is annotated as germin-like protein 9-3. The transcript has a single exon. Bases 62 to 682 code for a protein of 206 amino acids. Gene Ontology annotation, molecular function: manganese ion binding. Gene Ontology annotation, cellular component: cell wall. NCBI's taxonomy places the organism in Eukaryota, Viridiplantae, Streptophyta, Magnoliopsida, Dioscoreales, Dioscoreaceae. The record is from RefSeq and is a predicted model, not a curated record.
AGCUAACUUAAAAACUGACAUAGUUAUUAGUAAGCCAAGCAGUUACAAGAUUUUCCAGGAGAUGGCUAUCAAAGAAUGCCUCAUUGUUCUCGUUCUUUCCCUUGCAACGCUCCUCUUCAAUGCUCAUGCUGCUGAUCCAGAUAUAACCUCUGAUUACUUGGUUCCCACCGGUGUGAAUCCAGAUGCCAAAUUCCUCACCUUCACUGGACUAAGAAAUAUAUUAUGGAGUAGCAAUACACCAUCAAACGUGACAUUUAAAGUUACAAAAGUAACCAACGAUGAGUUCCCAGCACUCAAUGGCCAGAGUGUCUCUUAUGCUCUGUUACAAUACGCCCCCGGUGGACUUAAUGCUCCACAUACUCAUCCUCGUUCAGCUGAGCUCUUGAUAGUAUUACAAGGGUGUCUCAAAGUUGGCGUAGUGGAUUCAACCAACAAGCUCUUCACUCAGAUCCUUCAAACUGGUGAUAUCUUUGUUUUCCCAAAGGGAUUGGUGCACUUUCAGGUCAACUUGGACCGCAAGUACCCUGCUUUGGCCUUGGCAUCUUUUGGCAGUGCGAAUGCCGGCACUAUCCAACUGGCAAGAGCCUUGUUCACCAGCGGCAUUGACAAUGCUGUGCUUGCACAGUCAUUCAAGGUUGAUUCAAACACUAUCCAAAAGAUAGUCUCUGCUAACACUGCUUGAUUCCAUGAGUUGGUGUCUUCAAUAAGAUUCUGCAUCUGAUGUCUGUGUGUCUUUAUACAUUAUUAGCUCAUGUUGUGAUUUUACAAUUGAAUGUUGAAGGAGUUGUGGCUAAUGUUAAAGUGCUAUGUUGUAUUCUCUGAGCUAAUUAUUCAUUACGAAGUACAAACUAUUAGCUCUGAAAUCAUGUAAUCAUCAAUAUAUUACAUUGAAGGAGUUUGUCAAAAAAGUAG